Messenger RNA from Rana temporaria (common frog), 930 nucleotides. Its product is annotated as olfactory receptor 51E1-like. NCBI's taxonomy places the organism in Eukaryota, Metazoa, Chordata, Amphibia, Anura, Ranidae. Gene Ontology annotation, molecular function: olfactory receptor activity; G protein-coupled receptor activity. The record is from RefSeq and is a predicted model, not a curated record. The transcript has a single exon. Bases 1 to 930 code for a protein of 309 amino acids. Gene Ontology annotation, cellular component: membrane. Gene Ontology annotation, biological process: G protein-coupled receptor signaling pathway.
AUGCCUUCGGAAUUUGUUCUCGUGGGUCUGUCAUGGAUUGAUGGCCAGAAGCAGUUGGUUGCUUUCAUUUUCAUGUUGAUGUAUCUCAUAGCAGUACUGGCCAACUGCUCGAUAAUUACGCUGGUGAAGACGGACAGAAAGCUGCAGGAACCCAUGCACAUAUUCAUAUGUUUUCUGGCGCUUAUAGACCUCAGCGUGUGCUCCACCGUCAUCCCGAAAGCUCUGGCAAUUUUAUGGUUCGGUUCCAAUACCAUCAACAGCAACUCUUGCCUGGUUCAGAUGUAUGUGUUGUAUGCAAUAUUGGGGAUUCAGUCUUCACUCUUUGCCCUAAUGUCCUUUGAUAGGUACGUGGCCGUAUGUCACCCUCUCCGUCACUCCAUAAUAAUGAAAAGCUCUUUUAUUGUUAAAUCUGUGGUGUUCAUCAUCUCACGUUCUACUCUCCUGCUGAUUCCCAUUCCGGCCUUGGCAGCACAAAUGACUUAUUGCAAGGCCAACGUAAUUCCUCACUCAUACUGCGAAUACAUUGAAGUUAUAAAGCUUUGGUGUGGAGACCUGACCCCUACAGUUGUGUACAUGAUCAUCCUCCUUUGCGUCUUCCCUGGAGGGGACAACGCGCUGGUCAUUUUCUCCUACGUCAACAUCAUGUACGUCAUCCACAUGCUUCGAUCUUCGCAAGCUCGGUGGAAGUCGUUUAGUACUUGCAGCUCCCACGCCAUCUUGCUCUCCUUGUUUUAUAUCGCUUCGGCCUUCCCGCUCUUUCUGUUCCUCUAUCAUCCCGAUUCUCCAUUGUAUCUUAAAACAAUAACAGAGAUUCUGAGUUUUCUUCUCCUGCCAAUGAUCAACCCAAUUGUGUAUGGUGUGAAGACCAAGGAAAUUCAAGAUGGACUCAAAAGACUUUACUUGAGAAAAUUCAGAAACAAAGCUCGAUAG